Molecule: messenger RNA, 1081 nt
Organism: Solea solea (common sole)
Lineage: Eukaryota; Metazoa; Chordata; Actinopteri; Pleuronectiformes; Soleidae
Gene: dmac1
Product: distal membrane arm assembly component 1
Exons: 2
Coding region: 229-504 (91 amino acids)
Source: RefSeq, a predicted model, not a curated record
UUGCUCAUGCCUCGGAAACACUUUCAUGUAUUAUAACUUGGUGAAAUUGCCCUGCUCGUGAAUAGCUCGUUAGAACAUUUCAGGACAAUUUCACGAAUAAGUAAAAGAUUUGGUGUAAAACGACAACAUUUGUCCGUGUUGUUCUGCUGCUCUUUUCGCGCCUUCUUGAUUUUUUUUGUUUACAAAGAGCGUUGUUAGUGUUAGCAUUAGCACCCGCUCUGCUGUACAAUGUCAACAGCAACAGAUACGCCAGCAGGGGGCGCAGAAGCCCCCGCGUCUCAACCCAACAAGAUGUUUAAGAACUGCUGGGGCUGUCGGAUCCUCUCGGGUGGUGGUUUGAUCCUGGCCGGAGCUUAUGUGUUCAUGGCGGCGCGGAGAGUGAUGAAACGAGGCGGACCGACCUCUAUGGGUACAGUGGCCCAGAUCACAUUUGCUGCAAGUUUGACUGCCUGGGGUAUGGUUGUCAUCACUGACCCAGUGGGAAAAUCGCACCCGAAAACAUGAGGACUGUUCUGGGAUGCUGGGCGCUUAAAAACAAGUUUAAAUGACUCUAACGGGGACUGAGAGUGUGGCCAGUCAUGUGACACAGGACUCCAAGUACUUAUAAUACAUCCAUGGUUUCACUGCCUGUGAAAUGCCCGAUAGUAAUACAGGCCAUGAGCCCCUUAAAUUAAAAUGGAAAGAUCAUAUAUUUGACGAAAAUGCUGUUUCAAAUGUCUGUCAUUGAACUCUUACACUUGAAUGUAUCAAUGUUGUAGACUAGGCCUACGCAGAACAAACGUCGAAUAAGAACUACUACCGGUGUUGUUGAAAUUCCAUGCAGAACAAUGAGCGAAUAGUGUUAAGCAAGAGAGAGAAAAAUAUGUGCAAAUUCCAAGAUCUCCGUCUCAAGAUCCCACGGACAAGCUUUGGUCCAGAUGCAGAGCGUGCUGCAAAUCAAUAAAAGUGGAUGCCAUGGGCUAAAUAGCUGACGCUAUUACAAGUUGCCCUCCCAUGAAUUGGAGGAAAUUGGUCCAGGAAAGUCUUUGAAAAGUCCUUGAAUUUGAUGCCAACCAAGGUGUGGGACCCUGUAGAGGUACAC